AUGCCGCAACAAGUCAGAUCACUCUUCGCUGCGUACAACUUCCGAGAGUAUGCGAAGCGACGGACGAGAGAUGCUUUCAGGGAGCAUCAGGGCGAGCAGGAUAGCCGAAAGGUGCAGGAGUUGGUGCAGCAUGGGAUCAAGGAGCUUCAGAGUUUGAAGCGCCAAACAGUCAUCAGCCAGUUCUACCAACUGGACCGGUUAGUUGUUGAGGGAGGAAUCUCGGGCAAGCAGACGGGCAACAAUCAAGAGAUUUUGAGGCAGAAGGAGCAGGGUUACGACUAA
Messenger RNA from Fusarium subglutinans, 282 nucleotides. RefSeq names its product LYR motif-containing protein. Gene Ontology annotation, cellular component: L-cysteine desulfurase complex; mitochondrion. The transcript has 5 exons. The coding region runs from base 1 to 282 and encodes 93 amino acids. NCBI's taxonomy places the organism in Eukaryota, Fungi, Ascomycota, Sordariomycetes, Hypocreales, Nectriaceae. Gene Ontology annotation, biological process: iron-sulfur cluster assembly. The record is from RefSeq and is a predicted model, not a curated record.